Prorocentrum cordatum is the source of this 2660-nucleotide messenger RNA. NCBI's taxonomy places the organism in Eukaryota, Dinophyceae, Prorocentrales, Prorocentraceae. The record is from the annotation of a GenBank genome assembly.
AAGGUAUAUGGUUCGAAUCAGUGGUAGGGUCCGAUAUGCGAUCUCAGGCGCAGCCGGAAGGAUGUUGUUUGCUGGCGCGGCGCGGUGCUGUGUCUACGAGUCGUAGGUGCGCCAGUGCGGCGGCUGCUGCGCCGAACCUUCUCCAUGGUGGAGCAGGCAGCGGACGCCGAUCUGGUCGGCGAGCGGCUCGCUGCCGGUGGCGGCGCUGCCAGCGAAGUGUCCAGGAACUGCACUGGGACUCGGCGAACGUGCUCGCCGAAGGUUCCAACAAGGUCAUAUUCGGCGGCUCUUUCAGGGGGGUGAAGGUUGUCGUCUGCCGACCUCGCCGCACCGUCGAGAUUGACAUCUGGCGAGCGGAGAAUGAGAUCAUGGUGCUGAAAGCCCUGGGGCCCAAUCCUGCGAUCAUUCAGCUGAUUGCCAGCGGGAUGAUCGCCAGCGGAGAUAACCACAUGAUGCCGACAUUGGUGCUGGAGAUAGUGCAACCCAUUGGAUUUGAUCUCAAUCGACUUUGGAGUCAGUAUGCUCUCACUGGGUUCCAAGUGCCAGAGCGUUUGUGCGGCCGUCUCUUUCUGCAGAUGGUAGGGGGCUUGCAGCAUAUGCAUAGCAGACGCAUAUUGCACCUCGACUUGAAAACGGCAAAUGUGCUAGUCACAGCCACGUACGAUGCCAAACUGUGCGAUUUCGGCAUGUCGGACAACAUCGGCGCCAUGAAACGCAUGCAGUGUCGGCGGGGGGAGAUGCACUACAUGCCCCCCGAGAUGCUCGAGGGCAUGGACCUGGAUGCGGCGGCAGACUGCUGGGGCCUCGGCGUGAUCCUCCACCAGACGUACAACCACGGCGAAUUCAGACUCGUGCGCUACUCCGAAUCCCAGAGGCGAUGGAAAAAGAGAGCGGAGGUGCCCAUGGUCGCGCGAGCUCCCGAGCCGAUACAGGACUGGGGGACGAGGGUAAUGAGGGGUCUCAUCAGGGACGACCCGUCCAGACGCAUGACUCUGGAGGAGAUGCUCGAGUCGGAGUGGCUCUCCAGGAACGCGGACGACUUCGAGACGCCGCAUGAGGACGACCCGUGGCUUGUGAUUCCGCGCACUCCCCAUGAGCCUUCGAAGUGGUUGGUGCCAUACUUGGGCGGCUCCCCGCUACUGACGAUAUCUAGUUUUAUCGGGUCGCAACAAGUGCAUCUGUUGAACAGGACGCUCGCAGACCUUAAACUCCAUGCUCUGACGCAUGUUAUGCUUGUGAGACAGCCAGGUACGGAGGAUAGGUUCACGAAUCCAAGUGAAGACAUCAGGUUGAAAACUGGUAUGCAUGUAUACCUAGGUAUUCCCGCCGACUCGGUGGAUACGGACGCGGCUGUGGAAGUGGUUGAAGAGGUGUUUCUGCCUGGACGUGCGUUGAGCAAACGUCGUAGUCACGACUCUGCGUGUUCGGAGGAGGAGUUGGCACCAUGUCCUGACAGACCGUCGAUGUUCCCGGCUUGUCGCGGCAGCCUUGUUGCCAAGUACGAUUUGCACGACGUGACCAAAGCCUAUGCCCGCAGCAAAUUCGAGGUAGCUGAAACGGGCGCUAUAUACGCUUUCGCCAUGGAGUUUGACAGCUUUAGAUUCCCACAGCACAUAGGCCACGAGGCCACAAUUGGGAAGGAGCCUCUGCGUGGCCCCAGGCGGGAGUUCAACGACGUCGGGCACAUUGCCCUCAAUUUGAAGGGCGCUUUCAAUAUCAAUCUGGUUGGCAUACAGCGCGUGGGAGAGGACAGCGUGGAGUGGUUUCCCGACCCCAUCGUCCAGGUGAGGCCCGGCGAUCUUGGCAUAGUCGCAAGGUGCCCAAUGACAGACGGCUCGAGCAAGCCUUCCGUUGAUGAGGAAGCGCUCGCGAGUCUCAUGAUCGAGGAGCGUUUCAUUGACGUCAUCAUGGCUCGUCGAGAUUGCGCUCAUGUGCCCGUCGAGGUGGGCGUCGUAAGGAAUGAGAUGUUCUCCAGCGUGCGCGUGUACAAGAACCCGUAAAGAAGCCAGCGCUCACGCUCAUCGGGGAGAUACCCACCGGCACCGAGGUCAAGAUCACGGAUCCGCGACUGUUGCGGCGAUUUCCUGCUCGUGGAAUCUGGCGCUGUCAGCGGAUGAUGGGUUGGAGUGAAGAACGUGCACGCCGAGACGACAUCAUGAAGAUUUUCGAGACUGCAGAGAACUCACAGGUUCCCGCCAGGGGACGAGGGCAUUUCGGCAGGCAGUGCAGUUCGUGAUUCUUGGCGGGGAGGAGUUCGACCGAAGCCGGGCGGCGCCCGCCGAGCACCUGGCGGACAUGGGCGCCGGGCUUGCAUGGCCAGCCGUGCUCCCGUUGUGCGGCGGGUCUCGCCCCGGCCCUCCGCGGGGCCGACGCCCUCCCGGCACUGCGGAGAGCGAUGGGCUGCCGGACGCCGGCAGACCCGCUCAGAUGAGCAUUCUCGGGCGCGUGCUGGCGGCGGCAUGACCGCGGAGUGCAGCAGACCGAUCGUCUCGCCAUUGGGGGGGGAACGGCUCCCUGCAGGAAUUUGGCCGCUCUCGGGGUCCAGGGAGCCCGCCCUUUCAACCGUCCACAAAGUUGUUCGGGAUGACGGCGUGGUUCCAGAGGGGCCCACGGGGACAUGGAGCCGAAAGCCCCCAAGACCUUUCCCCCCAUGCCGACGG